AUGGUUAAGCAAAUCGCCGGUUCCAAGGCCCUCCUUUUGGGUUCGGGCUUCGUCACUAAGCCCACUGUUGAGGUCCUCAGCAAGGCCGACGUCGAGGUCACUGUCGCUUGCCGUACCCUCGAGAGCGCCCAGGCUCUCUCUGGCGGCUUCAAGAACACCAAGGCUAUCUCCCUUGAUGUCAACGACGCUGCUGCCCUUGACAAGGCCCUCGAGCAGGCCGAUGUCGUCAUCUCUCUCAUCCCCUACACCUUCCACGCCACCGUCAUUGAGUCCGCUAUCCGCACCAAGACCAAUGUCGUGACUACCUCUUACGUCUCCCCCGCCAUGCAGGCUCUCGAGGAGCGCUGCAAGGAGGCCGGUAUUGUUGUCAUGAACGAGAUCGGUCUCGACCCUGGUCUCGACCACCUGUACGCCGUCAAGGCCAUUGACGAGGUCCACGCUGCCGGUGGCAAGAUCCUCGAGUUCAUCUCCUUCUGUGGUGGCCUUCCCGCCCCUGAGUGCUCCAACAACCCUCUUGGAUACAAGUUCUCCUGGUCCAGCCGUGGUGUCCUUCUUGCUCUCCGUAACGCCGCCAAGAUCUACCGCGGUGGUGAGAUCGUCAGCAUUGACGGUCCCGAGCUGAUGGCCUCCGCCAAGCCCUUCUUCAUCUACCCCGGUUUCGCGUUCGUUGGUUACCCCAACCGUGACUCCACUCCCUUCCGCGAGCGCUACAACAUCCCCGAGGCCCAGACCGUUGUCCGUGGUACCCUCCGUUACCAGGGCUUCCCCGAGAUGAUCAAGGUUCUCGUUGACAUUGGCUUCCUCAACGACGCCCCCAACAGCGUCUUCGACAAGCCUACCUCCUGGAAGGAGGCCACCAAGCAGGUUCUUGGUGCCACCUCAUCCUCCGAGAAGGACCUCCAGUGGGCUAUUGCCUCCAAGACUAACUUCCCCAACAACGAGGAGCGUGACCGUCUCCUCUCCGGUCUCCGCUGGAUCGGUCUCUUCUCCGAUGAGCAGACCAUCCCCCGUGGCAACGCCCUCGACACCCUCUGCGCUACCCUCGAGCAGAAGAUGCAGUACGGCCCCGACGAGCGUGAUCUCGUCAUGCUGCAGCACAAGUUCGAGAUCGAGAACAAGGACGGUUCCAAGGAGACCCGUACCUCCACUCUCUGCGAGUACGGUAACCCCGCUGGUUACUCCGCCAUGGCCAAGUUGGUCGGUGUCCCUUGUGGUGUCGCUGUUAAGCAGGUUCUCGAUGGCACCAUCAACAAGACUGGUGUCCUCGCUCCCAUGACCAUGGAUAUCUGUGCUCCUCUUAUCAAGACCCUGAAGGAGGACUACGGUAUCGAGCUCAUUGAGCGCACUCUGUAA
Molecule: messenger RNA, 1353 nt
Organism: Penicillium brevicompactum
Lineage: Eukaryota; Fungi; Ascomycota; Eurotiomycetes; Eurotiales; Aspergillaceae
Gene: lys9
Product: saccharopine dehydrogenase (NADP+, L-glutamate-forming)
Exons: 11
Coding region: 1-1353 (450 amino acids)
Cellular component (GO): cytoplasm
Molecular function (GO): saccharopine dehydrogenase activity
Source: RefSeq, a predicted model, not a curated record